This is a messenger RNA of Ogataea angusta, 1215 nucleotides long. RefSeq lists its product as uncharacterized. The transcript has a single exon. Bases 1 to 1215 code for a protein of 404 amino acids. Lineage: Eukaryota; Fungi; Ascomycota; Pichiomycetes; Pichiales; Pichiaceae. Gene Ontology annotation, molecular function: oxidoreductase activity. Gene Ontology annotation, biological process: lipid metabolic process. The record is from RefSeq and is a predicted model, not a curated record.
AUGUCCACCACAGUGACACAACGUCGUUUUGGUGACAAGUCCACCAAAGGACUGCGCGCUCUCGACACCGAGGGCAAUGAGUUCCAAGUGCCAGACUACUCCAUCAAGGAGAUUUUGGAUAGUAUCCCUAAAGAGUGUUUCGAACGCAGACUGACCACGUCCUUUUAUUAUGUUUUCAGAGACAUUGCCGUUUGUCUUGCCAUGGGCUGGUUGGCCAACACCUACAUUCCACAGGUCCCCUGGACGGCCGUGAGAGGCGCUCUGUGGCUGGGUUACGCGAUCCUGCUGUCGCUGCCUUAUACGGGACUCUGGGUGUUGGGACACGAGUGCGGCCACCAGGCAUUUUCUGACUACGGAUGGCUCAACGACACGGUGGGCUGGAUCAUCCACUCCUACCUGUACGUUCCAUACUUCUCCUGGAAGUACAGCCAUGGCAAACACCACAAGGCCACCGGACACCUCACAAGAGACAUGGUUUUCGUUCCCAAAACUGUUGAGGAGUUUAAAAAAGAGCGGGCUGGAGACGCGCGUGUGAAGCUCAGUGAGCUUUCUGAGGACACGCCAAUCCAGACGCUGGUCUCGUUGCUGGUGCAGCAGUUUGGCGGCUGGUGGUGGUAUCUGCUGACCAACGUCACUGGCCAGAAAUACCCAGAGCACACCAAGUUUGCCGUGUCGCACUUCAACCCUGCGUCGCCGAUCUUUGACAAGCGCGACUACUGGUACGUGGUGCUGUCCGACAUCGGCGUGCUUGCCCAGUCGUUUGUGGUGUACCAGUGGUGCAAGAGCUUUGGAGGCUUCCACUGCUUCAUCAACUGGUUCCUGCCAUACGUCUUCACCAACCACUGGCUCGUGUUCAUCACGUACCUGCAACACACCGAUGUCUCGCUGCCUCACUACGACAACAACGAAUGGACUUUUGCCAGGGGCGCCGCCGCCACGAUCGAUAGAGAGUUUGGCUUCGUUGGCUGGUUCUUUUUCCACGACAUUAUAGAGACCCACGUUCUGCACCACUACGUUUCCCGGAUUCCGUUUUACAACGCCAGACCGGCCACCGAGGGCAUCAAGAAGGCCAUGGGCGUCCACUACCGCCACAGCGACGAGUCCAUGUGGUACACCCUGUGGAAAUCCGCCAGGGCGUGCCAGUUCGUGGAAGGUGAUAACGGUGUUCGGAUGUUCCGCAAUAUAAACGGUGUGGGGGUGGCUCCAAAAUCUUGA